UAUAAGAACCCAUCACGAAAUACAAAAUGUGUUUAGUCAAAACUCAGUUCAUAUAAUAGUUGACAGUUGUUCAAUAUUUUCAAAACUAUCAACUUAUACUGUUUUAAAUUAUUUCCAUUUUUUGUAUAUUUGUUAUUUUCAACUCUCUUUUUAUCUAUAAAGACAACAAUUGAUUUUUGCACCAUUUUCAUAAAGGUUUUGAUAACUUCAUCAAAAUUGUACAAUGGAUUCGUUAAUACAAACUAUAAACAAGUUACAAGACGUGUUCGCUGUGAUUGGUGAGCAUAAAAUCGAUUUACCCCAAAUUGUUGUCGUCGGAUCCCAAAGUUCCGGAAAGAGUUCAGUCCUCGAGAGUUUGGUCGGUAGAUCUUUCUUACCUCGAGGUACCGGCAUCGUAACUCGUGCACCAUUAAUCCUUCAAAUGAUUAGGUACUCAAGAGAAGACCGAGAUGCAAUGUUGAAAAUAACAAAAAAUGAUAAUAUUAAAGGCUGGGCAAGUUUUCUUCAUAAACCUGGUACCAUUUAUCACAAUUUUGAUGAAGUUAGAUACGAAAUAGAAAAUCGGACCGAUUCUCUGGCUGGUGCCAACAAAGGUAUCACACAUGAGCCCAUUGUCUUAAAAGUUUUUACUCUUUUAUAUGAUCUAACUUUUGUUGACUUGCCUGGGAUUACAAAAGUACCUGUUGGCGAUCAACCUGAAGAUAUUGAUGAGCAAAUCCAAGAACUUAUUUUAAAAUAUGUGCAACAGCCAAAUUCUAUAAUUUUAGCUGUUGUCACUGCAAAUACGGACCCAUCUACAUCAGAAAGUUUAAAAAUAGCUAGAAAAAUGGAUCCGGAAGGGGAAAGGACAAUUGCUGUUGUCACCAAGUUAGAUCUUAUUGAUAAAGGCACAAUACAAGAUACAACAGAUCUACUUUGUGGUCAUAAAAUUCCGGUAAAACUUGGUAUUAUUGGAGUUGUUAAUAGAAGUCAGAAGGAUAUAAAUGACAAUAAAUCAAUGAAAGAAACAUUAAAAAGUGAAAAAGAUUUUUUGAGAUCAAAUUAUCCUGAUAUCUAUAAAAAGCAUGGUAACAAAGUUUUGGCUAAAACUUUACAAGAUAUUCUAAUUAAACAUAUCAAAAAAACCUAUCCAAUAUUGCAUAAAAACCUGCAAGACACUAAGACAAGACUUGAAAACGAGUUAAAAACAUUGCAAACACCCGACAGUAAGGUGUCUUUUAUAUUAGGUUUAUUAAAAGACACAUGCAAAUCAUAUUGUGAUACAAUAAUCGGAAAUAGAAGAGAUGUUUCGGACAAAAAAGUUAUGGGUGGUGCGAGAAUCGCACAAAUUAUAAAUGCAGAAUAUUUGGAAAAAAUUAACAAUAUUGAUCCAUUAUACGAUUUAACUGACGAACAAAUUGGAAUAAUUUUAUUAAAUACUGCUGGAAUAACUAGUAGUUCUUUUGUGAAUGAAAAAGCAUUAGAAAACAUGAUCUGCAGACAAUUAAAUAAUCUCAUAGGUCCAUCAAUGUCUAGUGUGGACUUUGUACGUGUAGAAAUGUUGAAGAUUUUUGAUUGCAUAGACGAAAAUAUUUUGGAAACAUUAAAAAGAUUUCCCCGGAUAAAUUCUGAUGUAAGAAAUGUCCUUCACAAAAUGUUGGAUGACAAAUUAACAAACAUAAAAGAAUUUAUAAAGUCUUACAUUGAGACAUACCAAACUUGUUUAAACACAACCAAUCCAAAUUUUUUAUUUCAAUUGGUGAAAUCAUCUACCGAAAUGCAAGAGUCAUUUAUUACAUCAUAUAUGAGCAAUCCCAAAGGCGAUUCGAUAAAAAACAAAGUGGGUUCAGAGGAAGAUAAAGAGGACGAGGAAAACUUAAAAAUACAACAAUUUAAACAAAUGUUAUCUGGUUUAAAUGAUUUAGAUAACACUGUUGAAACAUCGAAGCAAGUGAAAAUCCACCGUAUCUUAACGCAGUGCUAUUUUGAUUUCAUAAGGGAGAUCAUACGAGACUUUGUACCCAAGCGUAUUCAUCACAAAAUGGUGAAAUUAAUUUUGGACGAUUUUGAACAUCAUUUGGAUGAAUUCGUUUUUACUCCAUAUGUUUUAAACCGUUCAUUUGAUGAAGUACUUGUAGAAGAAGAUGGUGUAAUAGAAGAUAGAAACAGGGUUGAAAAAAUGUUGGAUGCUGUUAAUAAAGCUUUAAAAAAUAUGGUUGAUAUUCAGUGUUAUUGAUGAGUUUAAAUUUUUAUUUAAGUAAUUUUAAAUUGUAUUAUUAUUAUUUUACUAAAGGAACAAAAGAAAAUAUUUUGUAAUUAAGAAUUAUUUUUUAAAGUAAUUUAAGAUUUAUUUUUAAAAAAUUUUAUAUUAAUCAAUUCAUACUUUUUACUUUGGAAUUUUAUAUAAGUAUUUUUUUGAUUUGUUAUGUUAAAAAAAAUAAGGGUUCUUUUGUAAUUAAUAACUGUUUGUAGUAUUUAAACCACAAACUAUUAUAUUAUGUAGUAGUUUGUGAUUUAAACACUCUUUACUCUUUAGGAUCCACUACUUAAUAUUAACUUAUAUACUUUGUCCAGUGAGAGAACACAUCAAUUCUGUGCAUCCCCAUGCGACACCCAGCCAUCAGGACGGGUUCCACUAUGACUGGGUGUAUUGUGGGACAUGCACAGAACUACCGAUUUUCGUUGGGACGCUGCGUGUUCUCUAGCUGGACAAAGUGUAAGUACAUAUUCAACAGCUUUAUUUAGAUUCUUAAAUCAUUUGAUACUAUAUCAAUUGACAAUUAUCAACUACAAAAUUAUUAUAAUUAUUUUUACUACAAUAACCUACUAUAUGUAUAAUAUAGCUAUUAAAUUAACCAAUAUUAAGAAUUCUUAAUUUUCAAAUGUGAUAAUAUAAUUAAUUAUCAAUUUUUGUAUUUAUUAUUAUAUUAUUAUUUAUUUA
Messenger RNA from Metopolophium dirhodum (rose-grain aphid), 2920 nucleotides. RefSeq names its product dynamin-1-like protein. Gene Ontology annotation, molecular function: microtubule binding; GTP binding; GTPase activity. Lineage: Eukaryota; Metazoa; Arthropoda; Insecta; Hemiptera; Aphididae. Bases 224 to 2215 code for a protein of 663 amino acids. The transcript has 3 exons. The record is from RefSeq and is a predicted model, not a curated record. Gene Ontology annotation, cellular component: microtubule; cytoplasm; membrane.